AAGAGUGGAGAACUUUUUAUACAAUACAAAAGUUACCCAAACGUGUGACACUGAAGGAAAUGUUUUCUUGUAUGGAGUGUUGUAAAGUGUGUAAAAGAUGGCCCAGUUUAUGAAUGAAAUAGCUGGACAUAGCGGCCAAAAUAAUUAUGAGUGUGUACAGUGUGGUGAAUUAUUUUACAGUAGUGAUUCAUUGAAGAUGCAUAGCUGCAUGGCUGAACACAUUGAUGAGAUAAAUAUUAACUGUGAAGAGCUUGACGAAAGCUUUGACAGUAACUAUGAUGUGACACAACAUGUGACUGUUGAUGAGAAAGAUAUUAAGUGUGAAGAGCUUGAUGAAAGCUUUGACAGUAACUAUGAUGUGACACAACAUGUGACUGUUGAUGAGAAAGAUAUUAAGUGUGAAGAGCUUGAUGAAAGCUUUGACAGUAACUAUGAUGUGACACAACAUGUGACUGCUGAUGAGAUUAAUAUUAAGUGUCUCAAAAGUGUUAAAAGUUAUGACAAAAAAGAACAACAAAAGCAGCAUAUGGCUGUACAGUCUGGUGAUGAGGAGGAUUUUAAGUGUGAAGAGUGUGGUAAAAUUUAUUUCAGUAAAGGCUAUCUGAAGCAGCAUAUGAUUGUACACUCUGGUGAGAAUAAGUUUAAGUGUGAAGAGUGUGGUAAAAUUUAUUCCAGUAAGGGCUAUCUGAAGCAACAUAUGAUUGUACACUCUAGUGAGAAAGAUUUUAAGUGUGAAGAGUGUGAUAAAUGUUUUUCCAGAAACAGUGAUCUGAAGCAGCAUGUGGUUGUACACACUCGUGAGAAGAUUCGUGAGAAGAAUUUUAAGUGUGAAGAGUGUGGUAAAUGUUAUUCCAGUAAGGGCAUUCUGAUGUAUCAUAUGGUUGUACACACUGGUGAGAAGGAUUUUAAGUGUGAAGAGUGUGGUAAAUGUUAUUUUAGAAAGAGCACUCUGAAGCGUCAUAUGGCUGUACACACUGGUGAGAAGGAUUUUAAGUGUGAAGAGUGUGGUGAAUGUUAUUCCAGAAAGAGCACUCUGAAGCGUCAUUUGGCUGUACACACCGGUGAGAAGGAUUUUAUGUGUGAAGAGUGUGGUAAAUGUUAUUCAGAAAGAGUGAUCUAAAGGAGCAUAUGGCUGUACACUCGAUGAGAAAAGAAUAAUUUUAAA
Messenger RNA from Homarus americanus (American lobster), 1165 nucleotides. RefSeq names its product zinc finger protein 525-like. Gene Ontology annotation, biological process: negative regulation of transcription by RNA polymerase II; regulation of cytokine production; regulation of immune system process. The coding region runs from base 98 to 1120 and encodes 340 amino acids. The record is from RefSeq and is a predicted model, not a curated record. NCBI's taxonomy places the organism in Eukaryota, Metazoa, Arthropoda, Malacostraca, Decapoda, Nephropidae. The transcript has a single exon.